AUGGUGAUGAGGGCCUUCAUGCUAAUAGCCAUCUUUGUGGAAGCCUCUGCAAGAUCCUGUACCCCAAAUAAAGCAGAUGUUAUUCUUGUAUUUUGCUAUCCCAAAACCAUCAUCACCAAGAUUCCCGAGUGUCCCUAUGGAUGGGAAGUCCACCAGCUUGCUCUUGGGGGUCUGUGCUACAAUGGAGUUCAUGAGGGAGGCUACUAUCAAUUUGUCAUCCCAGAUUUGUCACCUAAGAACAAGUCCUAUUGUGGAACCCAAUCUGAGUACAAGCCUCCCAUCUACCACUUCUACAGCCACAUUGUUUCCAAUGACAGCACCGUGGUUGUGAAGAACCAGCCAGUGAACUACUCCUUCUCCUGCACCUAUCAUUCCACCUACCUGGUGAACCAGGCUGCCUUUGAUCAGAGAGUGGCCACCGUUCACGUGAAGAACGGGAGCAUGGGCACAUUUGAAAGUCAAUUGUCUCUCAACUUCUACACUAAUGCCAAGUUCUCCACCAAGAAAGAAGCUCCUUUUGUCCUGGAGACUUCCGAAAUUGGAUCCGAUUUAUUUGCAGGAGUAGAAGCCAAAGGGUUAAGUGUUAGGUUUAAAGUGGUUUUGAACAGCUGUUGGGCCACCCCCUCGGCUGAUUUCAUGUACCCCUUGCAGUGGCAACUGAUCAACAAGGGCUGCCCCACGGAUGAGACUGUGUUGGUGCACGAGAAUGGAAAAGAUCAUAGGGCAACCUUCCAAUUCAAUGCCUUCCGCUUCCAGAACAUCCCCAAGCUCUCCAAGGUCUGGCUGCACUGUGAGACAUUCAUCUGUGACAGUGAGAAGCUCUCCUGCCCUGUGACUUGCGACAAAAGGAAGCGGCUCCUGCGAGAUCAAACAGGUGGUGUGCUGGUGGUGGAGCUUUCCCUCCGAAGCAGGGGAUUCUCCAAUCUUUAUCACUUUUCAGAUGUUUUCUACCACCUCAUCCUGAUGCUGGGAAUCUGUGGAGUCUUAUAG
Messenger RNA from Suncus etruscus (white-toothed pygmy shrew), 990 nucleotides. RefSeq names its product tectorin beta (gene TECTB). The record is from RefSeq and is a predicted model, not a curated record. Gene Ontology annotation, cellular component: cell surface. NCBI's taxonomy places the organism in Eukaryota, Metazoa, Chordata, Mammalia, Eulipotyphla, Soricidae. Bases 1 to 990 code for a protein of 329 amino acids. The transcript is spliced from 10 exons.